Molecule: messenger RNA, 2331 nt
Organism: Cooperia oncophora
Lineage: Eukaryota; Metazoa; Nematoda; Chromadorea; Rhabditida; Trichostrongylidae
Source: the annotation of a GenBank genome assembly
AUGUAUGGCGAUCACCUUCUGCAGUCCAAAUUCGUCAUUCCCAAAGACAAUGGAUCCAUAUACGAUAUGUGCGAUUAUUGCACAACAAACAACACCUUUUUGAUGGAUAACCUUUGUCCUGGAGGACAGUGCCCAGCUGAUUUUCUUUCAAAAACAAUAUCGUGCAUCAAUGGUUUUCCUGGUUUCAAAAGCAGCGCUUUCGUGGAUAACUUGGGAUCGCAGUACAUUGACCAGUUUCACGCAACAGUUGAAGAUAAAGCAGACAUCAAUCGUGAUGUUUUCCAGGAUGUGAAAACAUCGUUUUGGGUACUGCUAGCCAUCUAUUUCCCGGCUGUCACUGGAAUCUUCACAGGAGCCAACAUGAGCGGAGAUUUGAAAAAUCCUCAACAGUCAAUCCCUAGAGGCACCAUUGCUGCCACCCUCACUACGUCGUUCAUUUACUUUUCGUUGGCAUUCGUUUUUGGAGCUACCAUUGACGGCAGUGUGCUGAGAGACAAGAAUGGCCAGUCAUUGGGUGGUUCUAUGGUAGUGGCCUCUUUAUCAUGGCCUAGCGCUUGGGUUCUUUUGAUUGGGUCCUUUUUAUCCACAUUCGGAGCUGCUCUACAAUGUCUUUGCUCGGCUCCUCGUCUUCUUCAGAGUAUCGCCAAGGAUGACGUCAUUCCUAUUCUUAGACCCUUCAAAAAGGUCACGAAAAACAAUGAACCAUUCUUAGGCCUCAUUAUUACAACAGUAAUAGCAGAACUGGCCAUUCUUAUGGGUGCUAUGGAUAGCAUUGCUGCCGUAGUAGACUUCUUCUUUUUAAUGUGCUACGCUUUUGUGAACAUAAUUUGCACGCUUCAUUCUCUUCUCGGUGCACCAAACUGGCGUCCAAGAUUCAAAUAUUAUCACUGGUCUUUGUCACUCCUUGGUGCCGGUCUUUGCUUCUUCAUCAUGUUCUCAACUCAUUGGGACUAUGCCCUCGUGUCCAUAUUCCUAUGCGUUUUAAUCUACAAAUACGUCGAAUGGAAGGGUGCAAAGAAGGAAUGGGGAGAUGGUAUUCGUGGUUUGGCUCUCACAACGGCACAGUACUCUCUGAUGAAGAUUGAAGACAAAGACCCACAUCCCAAAAACUGGAGACCUCAACUUCUCCUACUUUUCUCAAUGCCUUGGGCCAGAGAAUUAGUUGAUGUGCGAUAUCUUAACCUUCUCAAUCUAGCCUCUCAGCUCAAAGCUGGAAAGGGGCUCACUGUCGUCACUUCCUUCUUGAGAGGAAGCCUCAACAGUCCAGACGAUAGAAAACGAGCAGAGCAGAUCAAAUCUCGUAUGGACUUCGACAUGAAUCAGGUUCGGUUACGCGGUUUCGCCAAAACCCUUGUUCAUGAAGAGAAUCAGAUUGCUGGCUCGAUGUCAACGCUCAUUCAAUCAGUGGGAUUAGGCGGUCUCAAACCGAACACUGUGUUGGUCUCAUGGCCAGUACAUGAACGUGGAUCUUCAGAAAGCGCCGAUUCUGAGUACAACACAUUUGCAGAUAAACUGCAUGCUGCCUGCGCUAUGGACAUGUGUCUAUUGGUAGCCAAAGGAAUCAUCGACUUCCCUUCGAGCUCUUUCAAAUUGACUGGUUUCAUUGACGUGUACUGGAUUGUUCAAGAUGGAGGACUCUGCCUACUUAUCGCAUACCUUCUCAAACAACAUAAGGUCUGGCGAGGAUGCAAACUACGGAUUAUUGCCAUCGCUCAGGAGAACGAUAACAAUCUUAAGAUGCAGACCGAACUGCAGCAAUACGUCUACCAGUUGAGAAUCGAUGCGAAAAUAUUGAUCGUCGAGCUCGCUGACCCUGAAAUUUCCAAGAAUGCCUUUGAGCGCACUCUCCUCAUGGAGGAACGUACAAUGGUUCUCAAGCAGAUGCAGGAAUCAAGGGGUGGAAACAACGCUCCAGCACGUGAAAUCUCGCCACUUGUUACCGCUGAGCGGAAGACAGCUGUCUCAGCAACUAAAUCAGGUGAAGGCAAUGGAGACACAAAUACAGGCGCUGGAAACGACGUACAUACAGACAAAUCUCCGGACGAGGAGCACACCAAUGAUGAUUCAAAGAAGGAAAAAUCGAAGAAGGAGAAACUACUAGCGCUGGAUCGAACGAAGGUCCACAAAAUGCACACUGCUGUUCGACUGAAUGAGUUGAUUGUCGAACAUUCUCUCAACAGUCAGCUUGUCCUUCUGAAUUUGCCCAAACCGCCGCGAGGGAAGGAAGGACUCGACGACUAUAUCCAUUAUCUGGAAGUUCUAUCGGACAAGAUCAACCGAGUUAUUUUCGUGCGUGGUACAGGAAAAGAAGUCAUAACGACCCACUCGUAG